Sinocyclocheilus grahami is the source of this 542-nucleotide messenger RNA. RefSeq names its product cardiolipin synthase 1 (gene crls1). The transcript has 5 exons. Lineage: Eukaryota; Metazoa; Chordata; Actinopteri; Cypriniformes; Cyprinidae. Bases 1 to 435 code for a protein of 144 amino acids. The record is from RefSeq and is a predicted model, not a curated record.
AUGCUUUUGGCGGCUUGUAGGAAGAGCUGGUUGAGCUGUGCUAAAGGACGCACACACAGACUGGCUGCCAGCACUGCUGCCACCUGCCACUACAGCUGCCACGACAAAACACCUAGCAGAUCUGGACCUUCACAGAGCAGUCAUGCUGUUUUCUAUGUGCGCUAUAAAACAGUUCCACCUCCAGUAACAGUCAGUAAAUUCUUCAACCCGUGUUACACCACUGCCCGACUGAAACCAACACUCAUCAGCAAGAUCAACACGGCGGUGCAGUUGUUCCUGGUGUCGGCGUCUCUGGCUGCGCCGGUGUUUCACUACACUGACAGUGUUUUACUGCAGUCACUGUGGUACAUUACCGCUCUGACGACCGCAGCAUCCGGUUACAGCUAUUAUCAUUACGGUAAAAAGACCGUUGAGGUGCUAAACGACACAAAGUAGAUGUACAGUCAUCUGAGAUUGAGCUUUGACCAAGUAAUUUGUAUAAUCACUCUUUAUGCAGAAUGGAAAUCGAUGCCCCGCUCUUGAGACACUUUAGUCUGUAAAGU